CUUAGACGUGAAAGCUAGGCACAGCUACCGUGCGGGUGGUACGGUAAUGCUGCAGCAGUUGCUGCUUUGCUGAGGGACAGGGACUCCUUAAGCAUGUGGUGGCCUCACCCGAGCUCUGCUGGAGGGCAGUGCAGGGAGGUGGAUUCAGAUGCCUGAGCAGUGAAAGUCCCAGGCUGUGGAGGAGGUGAUGCAGGUGGCAGAGACACCUGGCAGUAGAUGUGAGGUGACCUAGCCUGGCUCCCACUGUAGCCUGGCUCCCUGGCAUCUGAUGAUGAGUUUGACCCCCUCCAGGGGAUGCCUCCUGGACCUGCCCUGGGAAGACAUCUUGGUUCCACAUAUCCUCUGUCAUCUGCCACUGCAGCAGCUCCUGAGCCUGCAGAGGGUCAGCAAGUCGUUCCAGUCUCUCAUCCAGCUGUACCUGGCCAACAUGCGCUGCUUUGACUCAAGCCAGAUCGGACCUGCCAUCCCUCGAGCUGCUUUUGUUAGCCUGCUGAAGGACAACGAAGUGCUGCAGAAGCUGGCGCUCCAGAACUGCUCCGACUGGCUGACAGACAGGGAGCUGCUCCCGGUCAUCGGGCAGAACCACCACCUGCACCAGAUCCAGCUGAAGGGCUGUGCCCAACUCAGCCGCCACGCGCUGGUGGCCAUCUCACUGAGCUGCCCCAACUUGCGCCAGCUCUCCCUGGCUCACUGCGAGUGGGUGGACAGCCUGUCCCUGCGCAGCCUGGCUGACCACUGCAAGGCGCUGGAGGCUGUGGACCUGACGGCUUGUCGCCAGCUGAAGGACGAGGCCAUCUGCUACCUGGUGCAGAAGUGCAGCAGGCUCAAGUCUUUGUCGCUGGCUGUCAAUGCCAAUGUGGGCGAUGUGGCAGUUGAGGAGAUUGCCAAGUGCUGCCCCGAGCUGGAACACCUGGACCUCACAGGGUGUCUGCGAGUCAAGAAUGACUCCAUCAGGGUCCUGGCUGAGUACUGUCCCAAGCUGCGCUCUCUGAAGGUGAAGCAUUGCCAUAACGUGGCUGAGUCCAGCCUGAGCAUCCUUCGAAGCCGUGGGGUGGAAUUGGAUGUGGAACCUCCAUUGCAGAGGGCUCUCGUUCUCCUGCAGGACGUGGUUGGCUUUGCCCCUUUCAUCAACCUCCAGAUCUAGAACUGCUGCUGUUGGGGAGGGGGGGACUGACACAACACUGGGAUCCCGGGAGGAUGCCAGAACUGGCUGCUGUGGAGACGUGCAGAGGGAGAGGUCGGUCUUGUUGGCAAGGCUGGCCUGAGUGGGGCUCACUCUUUCCUCUGGGGCUGUUUAGCAGCCACUGGGUGUUCUUGAGUGGGUUUUGUUGGUGCCUCCGGGGAAAGUAACUCCCUCUGCAGUGGUGUGGAGAGAGCGAGUGACUUGCAGAACACCAUGGUGCUGAACAGGCCUUGGCCAGGCCAGCUAAUAGCUAGGAUUUAUUAUUUGUUGUAUUUUAAAUCUCUAAGCAGCAGCUGUCCAGAGAGCAGGAGAACGUGUGAUGGGGACUAUCCCCUGGGGUGGGUGUGCAGGGCAUGCCAACAGAGCUGUGGAACAAAACAGGCCAGCUAGAGCAGAAAGAAGCAAAGCUGCCAGCCCUCCUCUUGGGAGAGGGCAGGCCCCUCUGGGCUCUGGGAGGAGGGCAGAGUGAGCCUAGCUCCAGCCCACAGCCACUGGCCAGCCUGGCACCAAAGGGCUGGCAUGGCCCUGGCACAGGCAGUCUGUCUGUCCAUGCCCAGGGUGCUGGUGUAGGCUGGUGCAAAAUGGGAGUUAUUUUCAGCAGGAACAUGCUAGAUGAACACCAAACCUAGCUGUGCUGUCACCAAAAGCAGUUGGUCAUUGCCAUUUGUUUCUUCCAGCUUUUGACUUAACAUUUCAGUAGCGCCCAGGUCUGCUACUAUAUCCUACUCUGUGUUGCAUGGCUGGAGCUUUGGCACUCAACAGUGGUAAGAAAUGGGAGGACCCCUGGCCAUGCUGUCGGCUGGCAUUUAUAGAGUGCUGCAGGUUGUGUUGGCAGGGAGAGCCUAGCUCUGGUGAGGAGUUCAGCUUCAGCCCUUGUAUCUGCUAGGUGGUUAACCAGACAG
Molecule: messenger RNA, 2085 nt
Organism: Athene cunicularia (burrowing owl)
Lineage: Eukaryota; Metazoa; Chordata; Aves; Strigiformes; Strigidae
Gene: FBXL15
Product: F-box and leucine rich repeat protein 15
Exons: 4
Coding region: 269-1144 (291 amino acids)
Molecular function (GO): protein binding
Source: RefSeq, a predicted model, not a curated record